Molecule: messenger RNA, 2109 nt
Organism: Brettanomyces nanus
Lineage: Eukaryota; Fungi; Ascomycota; Pichiomycetes; Pichiales; Pichiaceae
Exons: 1
Coding region: 1-2109 (702 amino acids)
Biological process (GO): fatty acid beta-oxidation using acyl-CoA oxidase; lipid homeostasis
Cellular component (GO): peroxisome
Molecular function (GO): acyl-CoA oxidase activity; FAD binding; fatty acid binding
Source: RefSeq, a predicted model, not a curated record
AUGACUUCUACCGUACUUCCUGGUUCCAAGGAACCUAAUCCUUCCAGAAUGAUCUGGUCAGAAAGAUUGAGAACCGAUUUCGACCUGAAUAAAAUGCAUGAAUUUCUUGAAGGCUCCUUUCAAGAAAGCCUAGAGACGCUAAGGAUUAUGCAACAACUUGAAAGAGAUCCUAUUUUGAAAACAAACCAAGAAUACUACGAAUAUGAUAAACUCGACCAUCGUGAGCAAACCGCACUAAAAAUUGCACGCAUGGCUCAGUAUAUCGAAACAGAUGCUCCUGAUUUCCAGACCUUCCAGUCUAGAUUGAAUCUUAUCGCCAUCGUUGAUCCUCAGUUGGGUACCCGUAUCGGUGUUCAUCUUGGUUUAUUUCUUGGUGCUAUUCAUGGAAAUGGAACCGAUAGUCAGUAUAAAUACUGGGCAUACGAAAGAGGUGCCAUCUACCUAAAGGAUAUCUAUGGAUGUUUUGCAAUGACUGAGUUGGCCCAUGGUUCCAAUGUUGCAGGACUUGAAACGACUGCGACUUACAACAAGGAAAAGAGAACAUUCGUUAUCAAUACUCCCCAUAUUGGAGCCACUAAAUGGUGGAUUGGGGGUGCCGCUCAUUCGGCUACUCAUACCGUUUGUUUUGCCAGAUUAAUCGUAGACGGAAAAGAUUACGGUGUCAAGACUUUUGUAGUUCCAUUGAGAGAUAGUCAUCAUGAUCUUCACAAUGGUAUUUCUAUUGGUGACAUCGGUCAAAAGAUGGGUAGAGAUGGUAUUGAUAAUGGUUGGAUUCAGUUCACCGAUGUUGAAAUCCCUAAGGAGUACAUGCUUACAAAAUAUGCAACUGUUGAUGACGAUGGUACUGUACUGGAACCUCCUUUGGCACAGCUUGCCUAUGGAGCUUUACUCGGGGGAAGAGUUACUAUGGUGACUGAUUCCUUCAGGACUAGUGAGAGGUUCAUUACAAUCGCAUUAAGAUAUGCCGUUGCAAGAAGACAGUUUAAGACUGGUGGAAGAAAAGUUGAGAAUCAACUCAUAAACUAUCCACUUCAUCAAAGAAGACUUUUGCCGAAUUUGGCUUGGACAUAUGCCAUGAGUAUUGCCUCACAUCAGAUCCAGGCCGACUACAAGCAGGUGCUCAAAUCGUUAGAUGAGGGUGUUAAUACUGAGGAUUUCAAAUCACUCAGUACUGUCAUAGACAGCUUAAAAGGAAUAUUUGCUGAUUCUGCUUCUUUGAAGUCGACUUGUACCUGGAAAUGUCUAUCGCUAAUUGAUGAAUGCAGACAGUCUUGUGGUGGUCACGGUUAUUCUGCAUAUAGUGGUUUUGCCAAAGGAUAUGUUGAUCAUGCCGUUCAAUGUACCUGGGAAGGUGAUAACAACAUUUUGGCUCAAAAUAGUGGCCGUAUUACCAUUCAGAAGGUAAUCAAGUUCAUCAAAAACGGUAAAGAGCCAACUGGUAAUUAUUCUUUCCUCCUUGAUGCAUCCAAAGAGGGUGAAUUGUUGACAUCUGAUAAUUUGUUAAAUUUGGAUGACUUGGUGAAGGCUUUCGACUCUUUGAUUCUAAGAUUGUCCUUAAAUGGUAUUGCUAAACUCAAAGAAAACGGUCAUGACUGGGAUGCAAUUGCUUCCGAGAAAUUGUCACUUUCAAAAUUAUACGCCGUCAGAUAUAUGCUCUCUAAGUGGUGUUUCAAGCUCAAAAAUGAUCACGCCAGUAGCUCUAGCCAAGACGGUAGUAUUUCCAAGCAUUUGGUUAAACUUGCACUUUUGUUUGCACUAUCCAACAUUGAAGCUUUUGGUAACAGAUUUUUGGAAUUUAAAGUGUUGUCUCCCGACUCCUAUAAAGAGUUAGAAAAGGUUAUUGAACAAGUUCUGUCUGAUAUCAGACCUCAGGUUAUCGGCUUGACAGACGCAUUCAAAUUAAGUGACUUCUUCAUUAACUCCGUUUUGGGCUCCUACAACGGUGACGUCUACAAUGAUUAUAUAAACACUGUGAACUCGCUCAACGAUCCUUCGGUUACCAAGGCUCCCUAUUCGUCCGCUCUAGAAUAUAUGCUCAACCGUGGAUCUCUGGAUGCAAGAGACAAGCAUGAAAGAAGCGACUCAGUCCUAAAGAAGUUAUCUUCAUAG